Molecule: messenger RNA, 3807 nt
Organism: Prosopis cineraria
Lineage: Eukaryota; Viridiplantae; Streptophyta; Magnoliopsida; Fabales; Fabaceae
Product: disease resistance protein Roq1-like
Exons: 5
Coding region: 132-3335 (1067 amino acids)
Biological process (GO): signal transduction; defense response
Molecular function (GO): ADP binding; protein binding
Source: RefSeq, a predicted model, not a curated record
UCUAGCGCCGACUUUCGUUGACCCAAGUUAGAUAUAGACGCACAAGCUUUAAUCAUGCUGAGAAUCAAGCAUUCUUCUACAUUGCUCUUGCCCUCAUUUUUCUGAGAAUACUCACAAAUUAAAGCCUUUCAAUGGAUGCUAGUUCUAAUGCUGCACGUUCUUACUCUUCAUUGAACUCGAAAAUCCCCCCAUGGAAGUAUCAUGUUUUCUUGAGUUUCAGAGGAGAUGACACCCGAAAAGGCUUCACAGCCCAUUUACAUGCCGCUCUUCAACAAAGAGGUAUCAUGACUUUCAUAGAUGACGAGCUUCAGAGAGGAGAUGUUAUUUCUAUUCAACUCAUUCGAGCAAUUGAAGAUUCUCUCAUCUCUCUUGUUAUUUUUUCCCAAAAUUAUGCUUAUUCAAGUUGGUGUUUGGAUGAACUCCAAAAGAUUCUUGAGUCUACAAGAUCUUUAAAUAGAGAAGUUAUCCCAGUGUUCUAUAAUGUUGAUCCCUCUGAUGUACGACAUCAAAAAGGAGCCUUUGCUGAUGCCUUUCAAAAACACAGUGAAAGAUUUCAUGAUGAUGAAGAGAAGGUGCAGAGAUGGAGAGAUUCCUUGAGAGAAGUUGCAAAUAUUUCUGGCCACCACUCUAAGGAUCAGCUGGAAACAAAAUUGAUUGAAGAAAUUGUCAGAGUUGUAUGGACAAAACUACAGCCUCACAUGUCAUAUUGCUACAAAACUGAAUUUGUUGGAGUGGAGUCAAGGAUUGAAGAAGCGAAUGCAAUUUUAAAGAUCGGAUUGAAUGAUGUUCGCUUUUUAGGAAUUUGGGGUAUGGGCGGUAUUGGCAAGACAUCUCUUGCAAGAGCUAUCUAUGAGAUAAACUGCAAUCAUUUUGAUCUUCAUUACUUUUUUACUAAUGUUAGGGAUGUUUGCACAAAGGAAGGACCGGUUUCACUGCAAAGAAAAUUUCUUUCACGUUAUGGGAAGUUGAAAAGUAUAGACAUUGAUGAUGCAUAUGAAGGGAUGAAGAUCAUGAGAAACAUUCUUUGCACUCAAAAAGUGUUGUUGGUACUUGAUGAUGUCAGUGAAAUUAGUCAACUUAAAGACCUUGCAGUGAAGCUAGCUUGGUUGGGUACAGGAAGUAGAGUAAUAGUCACAACAAGGGAUAGACAUGUAUUGAUAGCACAAGGAGAAUUUGAAAUAUAUGAGGCAAAAUUAUUGAACCAUAAGCAAUCUCUUCAACUCUUUUGCCAAUGGGCUUUUAAAAGUGAUAAACCAACUGAGGAAUAUUUGGAUUUGUCUAGAAGUGUGGUUAAACACGCUGCAGGGCUUCCUUUGACACUUAAAGUGUUGGGUAGUCAACUUUGUGGAACAAAUAUAGUAGAGUGGAAAGAUACUUUGGAGAAAAUAAAAAAAGUUCCACCGGGUGAUGUUAUAAAUAUACUUAGAGUAAGUUAUGAAGCAUUAGAUGAUAUGGAGAAACAAAUUUUCUUAGAUAUUGCAUGUUUCUUCAAAGGAAUGCAUAAAGAUGAAGUGAUGCAAAUAUUAGAAAUUUGUGAUUUUCAUCCAACAAUUGGAAUCAAAAGACUUGUUGAGAAAUGUAUGUUGGUAAUUGAAAAUCAUCAUGGACAUGAUAUAGUGGGUAUGCAUGAUAUGUUACAAAAAAUGGGGGAAAAUAUUAUUUUGAAGGAAUCACUAAAAGAUGUUGGAAGACGUAGUAGGUUGUGGAAAACAGAGGACAUUACUCAUGUAUUGACAAAAAAUAAAGGCACUGAUUUAAUUGAGGUCAUGUGUCUUCACCCCCCUAUGCAAUAUGAAGAAAGUUGGAUUCCUGAAUCAUUCUCAAUGAUGUGCAAUCUUAGAAUACUAAUUAUCAAAUCAUGUGAUGUGUUCCUCCCCAGGGGACUUGAACAUUUUCCUAGCUCAUUGAAAAUUCUUGAAUGGGAGAAAUAUCCAUUAAAAUCCCUCCCACAUGGUGUUCAUCCACAUGAACUUGUUCAAAUAAAAAUGCAUCACAGUAAAAUCACAAAACUUUGGCAUCAAACCCAGAUGUCAAAGAGGAUAAAGAUCAUCGAUUUGAGCCAUUCUGAAUAUUUAAUUCAAACUCCUGAUUUUUCAUUGCUACCAAAUUUGGAGCAACUAGUUCUUAAAGGCUGCAUGAAACUUGUUGAGGUGCAUCCAUCACUUGGACAUCAUAAGAAAAUCAUUUUAGUGAAUUUGGAAGGUUGUAAAAAUCUUAAAGCUCUUCCUUCUAAGCUGGAAAUGGAUUCUAUAAAAGAAUUGGUUCUCUCUGGUUGCUCCAAUUUUAAAAAACUUCCUGAGUUUGGAGAAAACAUGAAAUACUUGUCAAUACUGAAGUUGCAAGAUUGCAAGAAUUUAUUGUGUCUUCCACGUACUAUUGUUAACCUGAAAUCUCUCAAAACUCUUAAUAUAUCUGGUUGCUCAAAAUUUACAUCAUUGUCGAAAAAUUUGAAUGAAAUUGAGAGUAUAGAGGAUCUUAAUGUGAGUGAAUCUUCUCUAAAAGAAAUACCAUCAUCCAUUGUUGGUUUAAAAAGCUUGAAGAAACUAAAUGCAGAGGGAUGCAAUGGAAUUGCACUAGAUUCUGUAUGGAGCACACUUUUUCCAAUUUUAAGGGUCCUUGGGUUCAAUAAUUGUAAAGCUCCUAUGAGGUUGACAUUGCCUCCUUCUAUCUCUAGCUUAUCCUCAUUGACAGAAUUAAGGUUAAGAAAUUGCAAUCUAAGUGUUGGAUCAAUUCCAAAUGAUCUUUGCUGUUUACCAUCUUUGGAGAUUCUUGAUCUUAGUAGAAAUGAUUUUAGCAACCUACCUUCUGGAAGUUGCGUUCUUCCUCCUUCAUUCUCAACCUUAUCCCGCUUGAGAAAAUUGAAUUUGCAAUAUUGUAAUCUUUGUGAUGGUUCAAUUCCUGAAGAUCUUAGUCCUUUGUCAUCCUUAGAAGUUUUAAUUCUACGAGGAAACAAUUUUACUAACCUACCAAUUGCUUUCAUCUCUAAUCUCCCAGCUCUACAAGGUCUUUUGUUGGGUCAUUGCAAUAGGCUCUUAUCACUACCAAAUGUUCCUCCCAAUAUUCAACAUAUUAGUGCACCUUAUUGUCAUCCCUCAAUGAGAAUCUUAUCAUUUCCUCAAGUGCUAUGGAGAUAUCUUUUAUCAUCUUAUAACUAUGAUUUGGUACCAAAUUAUAGAAGGCCUUUCAUUCUUGUUCCUGGGAUUGAAAUUCCACCAUGGUUCCAUAAUCAAGACUUUGAUUUUCUUGACAACCAAAAAAGUUGUGUCUCAAUAAAAGUAGACACUUCUCAUUUUUGUGGUUCAAUUAAAGCUAUAGAAUAUUUUUUUGUUUUGUGAUACAAGAUAUGGCACCAGAAAGGCGUAUGAACCUGAAAGGUAUCUUCAGAGUUGAUUACGGAAGUGUUUGUUGGUGGCUAGAAGAUUGGGAAGCCAAGGACUCUCAUCUAUUUAUUUCCAUCGUGCCGCCCUCUUAUGUGAAGAAUGCUUGCAAUAACCAAGUUGAGAUAAAAGUUCAAACAACUUGGAGAUUGUCAUUGCAUGAUGAUGAUCCUCAUAGAAUAAAAAGAGUAGAGUUAAUAAGGAAGUGUGGGUGGCGUGUAGCAAGAAAGGAAGAAAUUGAAGAGUGCAUGCAACACCAAAUGCCAUAAAGAUGUGGCAGGAGAUAUUAUUGAGUCAAUGAAGAGAAGUCUUGGAAACUCUUGCCUUAAAUCAGUGACAGUAGAAACGAGAAGAAGGAAAGAGAGAUGCUGGCUGCAUAAAAAGGAAGAGGAAAAAGAUCCUCAUGCGUCCACAAUCACCACACGGACAG